Messenger RNA from Solea senegalensis (Senegalese sole), 3777 nucleotides. It is a transcript of the gene ntn1a, whose product is annotated as netrin 1a. NCBI's taxonomy places the organism in Eukaryota, Metazoa, Chordata, Actinopteri, Pleuronectiformes, Soleidae. The transcript is spliced from 7 exons. The coding region runs from base 196 to 2019 and encodes 607 amino acids. Gene Ontology annotation, molecular function: protein binding. The record is from RefSeq and is a predicted model, not a curated record.
GACCGGUAGGAGGAGUGAGACUUGUUAUUAGGACACUCGCAACUCUUAAAUCCCGCCGCUCCUCUUCUCUUUUUUACGCAGGAGAUUAGGAGAAACAAACAACUAUAAACAGGAGGAUCUGUGAUUUGCGCCUGAUAAAGAAGAGGAGCUUUUCAUCGCCGGCAUUUUUGAAUUCUUCCCAGAGGGAGAACAACCAUGAUUAAGGCUGCGGAUGUUGUGCUGUCUGCGCUGCUCAUCCUGGCGCUGUCGUCCGGGUGCGUCCUCGGCGGUUACGGGAUGAGCCUGUUCGCGGCGCAGACUUCGCCGCCGGAUCCCUGCUACGACGAGCACGGCAACCCGCGCCGCUGCAUCCCGGACUUCGUCAACUCCGCCUUCGGGAAGGAGGUGAAAGUGUCCAGCACCUGCGGGAAGACGCCCAGCCGCUACUGCGUGGUGACAUCGGCGGAGAAAGGAGACGAGAGGAGCAGGAACUGUCACACCUGCGACGCCUCGGACCCCAAGAAGUACCAUCCUCCCGCGUACCUGACGGACCUCAACAACCCUCACAACCUCACCUGCUGGCAGUCCGAGAACUUCAUCCAGUUCCCGCAAAACGUCACCCUGACUCUGUCCCUUGGCAAGAAGUUUGAGGUCACUUAUGUGAGCCUGCAGUUCUGCUCGCCCCGACCUGAAUCCAUGGCUAUUUUCAAGUCCAUGGACUACGGUAAAACUUGGGUACCGUUUCAGUUUUACUCCACUCAGUGUAGGAAGAUGUACAACAAGCCCAACAGGGCCGUCAUCACGAAGCAGAACGAGCAGGAGGCCGUGUGCACGGACUCCCACACCGACAUGUACCCACUGACCGGCGGCCUCAUCGCCUUCAGCACGCUGGACGGCCGACCGUCGGCGCACGACUUCGACAACUCCCCGGUGCUUCAGGACUGGGUAACUGCCACUGACAUCAAAGUCACCUUCAGCCGCCUGCACACGUUCGGCGACGAGAACGAGGACGACUCAGAGCUGGCGCGGGACUCGUAUUUCUACGCCGUGUCGGACCUGCAGGUCGGAGGCAGAUGCAAAUGCAACGGGCACGCGUCCCGGUGCGUAAAGGACAGGGAUGGGAGUCUGGUGUGCGAGUGCAAGCACAACACCGCCGGGCCCGAGUGCGACAGGUGCAAACCUUUUCACUACGACAGACCGUGGCAGAGAGCCACAGCCAGGGAGGCCAACGAGUGCGUGGCCUGCAACUGCAACCUCCAUGCCCGCCGGUGCCGAUUCAACAUGGAGCUAUACAAGCUGUCAGGGAGGAAGAGUGGAGGAGUCUGCCUCAACUGUCGCCACAACACGGCGGGUCGCCACUGCCACUACUGCAAGGAGGGCUACUACAGAGAUCUGUCCAAACCCAUCUCACACAGGAAAGCCUGCAAAGCAUGUGAUUGCCAUCCCGUGGGUGCUGCUGGCAAAACCUGUAACCAAACCACAGGACAAUGUCCCUGUAAAGACGGCGUGACUGGUAUCACGUGCAACCGCUGCGCUAAAGGCUACCAGCAGAGCCGCUCGCCCAUUGCCCCCUGCAUAAAGAUUCCAGUUGUGCCUGCUACAACCCCGUCCAGCAGCACAGAGGAGCCAUCAGACUGUGACUCAUAUUGCAAGGCAUCUAAAGGCAAACUGAAAAUCAACAUGAAGAAGUACUGUAAGAAAGAUUACGCCGUCCAGGUGCACAUCCUGAAGGCAGACAAGGCCGGAGAGUGGUGGAAGUUCACCGUCAACAUCAUCUCCGUCUACAAGCAGGGCGAGAGCCGCAUCCGCCGCGGGGACCAGUUCCUGUGGGUCCGCGCCAAAGACGUGGCCUGCAAGUGUCCCAAGAUCAAGCCUGGAAAGAAGUACCUGCUGCUGGGGAACGACGAGGACUCUCCUGGCCAAGGAGGAGGAGUGGUGGCAGACAAAGGAAGCCUGGUUAUCCAGUGGAGGGACACGUGGGCACGCAGGCUGAGGAAGUUCCAGCAGCGGGAGAAGAAAGGCAAGUGCAAGAAGCCAUAAGCGGAGAAGCGGUGGAGGAUGUCAGGGUUCGAGGAGAAAUUCAAGAGGAAAUCUGAGCAGGUGAUUUUAAUAAAAGAGAGAGAGAACAGGAGGGACGGACAGAGACCACAGACAGAGAAGAGACUGUUUAUGUUGCUGCUUUUUUGUGUAGAAGCAUGAAGAGAAUUAUUUAGGAUGAUUAGUGAACAUUUUGUUGAAGGAGCUCACCUUGCAGAUUUGGUUUUAUGGUUUAUUUUACUUUGAGAUUCCUCUCUCUUGUGGAUUUGCCGAAUUUGCACCUAUUACCAGUAUAUAAAGUUAUUUGUGUUGUUUUCUUUAUCGCAGUAUGAAAUCAGUAUAUUUUAUUGUUUUUUUAAUUUUAUGGAUGUUUUCUGCAGGUGCAACAAAAAAAAUGACACAAACCCCCCCCUACUUAAUAACCACUGCAAGUUUGCCUCUGCAUGGUUUUCUUACUGUAUUCUUCGCUAAGAAGUGAGCUUGUUUCAUCAAACGUCUUCGCUGAGACAAAUGAGGCAGAAAUCUCUCUCAUAAAUGUGCCAUAAAAGACCAACUUUAGCCCUCAAUUUGAAUCCCCCUUUUGUCAAUUUCAGGAGGAGCUGCAACUUAAGAAAAAAAAAAGGUCACAUUUUUACAUUUUAGCUGUUUCAGUAAUUGGCACAUGGAUAAAAUGCAGUCGUGACUAAUCUUUAGUGUUUGUCCAGUCUUCCCCAGAUUACAUUUGGUGGUUCGGUAUUUGUACAAACUUCAUUUACGUUCCUCAUGUUGAAACGUGUUUAAAAUCACUGAUCACACCUCCAGCGCAGACAGUAACUGUGAUAUUUUAUUUGUAUUAUUUCAGAAUUAUAUUUAAACAAACAAACAAACAAAAAAAAAGGACAUCAGGCCAUUGACUGCUAUAAAAAUAAGGUUCAAAGGUUCAUAUCAUAGUACAGUAACAAUAUGAUAUAAUAGUAAUGUCAUUAUUUUCUCUUCGGGGAAAUAAUAAUAAUGUGGUGCUACCAUUUUAUUUCUAUAUUAAUCACUAAGUAAUAGCUUGGUAUUAACAAUGGAAGACGUUGAGUGGGACAUAAGAGAGGAUGCAUUUCAACUGUACAAUAUGGUAAUUAUUUUGAUUCUGAUAAUACAUUGAUAAUAGCCUAUAGUUAUUAACAUUAAAAUGGUGUUACCAUAGCAUUUUCCUCCCUGUUACAAAUGAGAUAAAGAUAAAAGAUAAAACUCCCCCCAUAAAAUCAUGAGUCGCUCUUAUAGAAGAAAUUUAAAAAAUCUAUUGAAAUAAAUUAGCAACUUUUUGUUGUUGUUUUUUAGAGUAUAUAUAUCAGUCUUGGUCUACAUGAAACUGACCACAAACAUUGUUUAGGUAAACAUUGGGUAAAACAGUGACAAAGAAGUGCAAGUCUUUGUCUCCUUUUCUCUGUAGUCUGUAUACUGUUUGUCAAAAAGUACUUUUAAAGACAAAUGUCCUUUUAAGGGAUUUAAAAGUCAUACUAAAAAUAAAAACGACACGCAUCUAAACCUAAUCAUUGCUGAUCGUAGAAGGCAAUGGAAGUGCAGGAGGUCAACUUAACCGCUCAAGAUUUCAGACACAUUUUAUCCGCAGUAACCUUUUUUUUGUUUUGGUUUUCCACACUUUCUGUCGCAAACACAACGUAUGACUGCAGAUUCACAAACAGAUCACUGUGCAACCACUCCGAAGCUGCAGUCUCCCAUUGACCUGUCACGUCAAUUCUCUGCACUUCUACACUGCACGGGGAGAAACUG